Rhopilema esculentum is the source of this 1473-nucleotide messenger RNA. The record is from RefSeq and is a predicted model, not a curated record. Lineage: Eukaryota; Metazoa; Cnidaria; Scyphozoa; Rhizostomeae; Rhizostomatidae.
AUAAGCACAAGGAACAGCACAAGCACCAACGUCAGCACCAGCACCAGCACCGACACCAGCACCAGCACAAGCACUGGCACAAGCUCCAGUACCAACAAAAGCACCAGCACUAGCACCGGAACCAGUACCAGCACCAGCAGCAGUAGAGGUACCAGCCCAAACGCUAGCACCGUGCUAAGGACCAGCAUUAGCACCAGCACCAACACAUACACACGCAUAAGAACCAGCAUCAGCACCAUAGUCAGCAGAAGCAGAAACAAAAGCACCAGCACCAGCACUUCAACCAGAACCAGCACCAGCACCACCACCACCACCAGCAACAGCACCAGCCUAAGCACCAGAACAGGCACAUGUGCCAGCACUAGCACAAGCAACAGCACAGGCAACAGCACAAGCGCUGGCACCGGCCCAAGAACCUGCACCAGCACUAGCGCCAGCACCAACACCAGCACCAGCACAAGCACCAGCACCAGCACCAGCACUACCACUACUACAAGAACCAGAACCAGCACAAACACCAACACCAGCAUCGGCAGAAAAACCGGCACAAGCACAGGCACCAGCUCCAGCACCAGCACCAACACUAGCACUAACACCAGCACUUUCACUAGUACAAAAACCAGCAGAAGCAUCGGCACAAGACACGGCAUUGGCACGAGCAACAGCACAAGCACCAGUACAAGCACCAACACCAGAACCAGCACCAGCCAAAGCACCAGCACAAGAACCAGGACAGGCACAAGCUCCAGCACCAGCACCAACACCAGCACUAGAACUAUCACCAGCACUAGAACUAUCACCAGCACCAGCACCAGCACCAGUACCAGUACUAGCACUAGUACAAGCACCAGUGUCAGCAUCAACACCAGCACAACCACCGGCACAAGCAGAUGCACCAGCACCAGCAUCAGCACCAUAGCCAGCAGAAGCAGAAAUAAAAGCACCAGCACCAGCACUUCAACCAGCAUCAGCACCAGCACCACCACCAGCAACAGCACCAGCCUAAGCACCAGAACAGGCAUAAGCGGCAGCACCAGCAGAAGAAACAGCACAGGCACCAGCACAAUUUCCGGGUCAAGAACAAGCACCAACACCAGAACACGCAUCAGUAGUAGCACUGGUACAAGCACCAGAACAAGCACCAGCACCUGUCCAAGCUCCAGCACAAGCACCAGUAUGAGAACUAGCACAAGAACCAGCAACACUACCAGCACCAGCGGCAUCCUCAGUUCAGGAACCAGAAGAGGCACUAGCACGAGCUCCAGCACCAGUACCACCUCCAGCACUAGCCCUAAGCACAAAGAUAGGCACAAGCGCCAGCACCAGCAACAACACCGGCAACAGCACAAGCAAUGGCACAGGCACCAGCACCAGCAUUAGCAAUAUCACCAACACUAGCACCAGAACCAGCACCAGCACCAGCUCCAAUACUAGUACAGGAACUAGAACAAGCACCAGCACCAGCACCAGCAC